Molecule: messenger RNA, 343 nt
Organism: Staurois parvus
Lineage: Eukaryota; Metazoa; Chordata; Amphibia; Anura; Ranidae
Source: the annotation of a GenBank genome assembly
UCAUGCUGCUUGCCAGAGGGUCCAGAGUUGGUCUCAUGGGUCCCUGUACGCGCCUCCCAUUGCUGCUGUCUCCAUCGCCACACUCUGCCAUGUGCCACUUUCAGGUCUCCUCACACUGCUGGUGUGUUCAAUUUUUUGUCAUAGGGUGCUGGCAGAUUACGGGCCUCCCAUAGCUGCUGCCAGGCCCUAAUCUGCCAUGGGCCCCUGUACCGCCUCCUCAUGCUGCUGCCAGGUCCACAGUGUCUCAUGGGGUCCCUGUCUACAGGCCUCCCAUUGCUGCUGUCUCCAUCGCCACACUCUGCCAUGUGCCACUUUCAGGUCUCCUCACACCUGCUGGUGUUUU